UCUGCGAGGAAAGGGAUAACAUUAGUUGCUUUGGCCUGUUUCACCGGCUUGGUGAACAUGAAUUUGCUAAAAUGAUCUACUGCGACUUUCCCACCAUACCAAUGCCCCUUAAGGGACCAUGACUAUAAUUUCAAGCCAAAUCCCCCCACCGUCCCAUUAUGCAAAAACGAUCAUACUUACGCUGUUCACUUACCCCAACGCUGAUCACCUUUCUUUUCUUCUUUUUAAGGUACCCAGGUCUUCUCCUUUUUUUUAAAAGGGGGGAAAGUAAGGUAUUUGUCAGAAACGACAUCUACCAUACAAGCCAAGAACUACAGAGCAACUGUCUACAAUCCUACCUGGAUCAUAGGAGUGGAACUGGACGGAGAUCGGAAGUGGAGAGGUGGAAGAGAGGGAUCACUUUUACAUCAUCCUAGUCUUGACCUUUGAAGCAUCAACUUCUUCCUAUUUUAACUGUGUGACACAACCUCGAUGUUAGAUGUUGUGAAGAGAGAUCAAUCGUCCACUGAAGAAUUCAUGGUGGAAUGCCUGAUGUUGAAUUGGAUUUUCUACCGUUGAGUGGCAAUGUGUGUUUUCAAGGCUUGCAAGAGUCGGUUGGGGGAAAAAAUCCACCUUAUUUCUGAACCAGUUCUCUGGGGUUCUUCUUAUUUUAUCUCGUGUUUGUGAGCUUGUGUAUUCACUCAAAAUGAAACUUGCUUCGUUUACAUGCUGGUAAUCUUCUGGAAUUUUCUUCGGAAGAAAACAAAUCCAUACUUGAGUGAACGCUAUUGAAAAUCGUCUCUUGAGGUCUGAGCCAUGGACGAUAAUUCCAGGCGGCAACGUAUCCGGGUACUUAAGAAGAGUUCUCCGAAUGGAAAUAUUACGGUAUACCUUGGCAAGCAGGACUUUGUGGACCAUCUCACUCACGUUGAUCCUAUCGGUGGGGUCAUUUUGAUGAACCCGGAUGACCUGAACAACAAAAAAGUAUUCGGUAAAGUGCUCCCUGCGUUUCGAUACGGUUGCAAUGACCCCGACGUUGUCGGCUCAACGUUGCGCAAGGACCUUUGUUUUACUACAAACCAAAUUUACCCACCAAGAGAUGAAAUGCCUGCCAGAACACCCACUCGUUUUCAGGAGCUGCUGCUGAAGAAGCUGGGUGCCAAUGCGCACCCGUUCUACUUUGAAUUCCCUCUGAAAUGUCCAGCAUCGGCAACCCUGCUAUCCGCGAUCCGGGACCCCGGGAAACUCCGUGGGGUCGACUAUGAAUUCCGCGUUUACGUUGCGGAAACUGCGGGAGAAAAGCAGCAGAAGAGCUUUACCACCAUGGCGAAGGAAAUUGGGUUUGUUGUGGAAUGA
This is a messenger RNA of Notodromas monacha, 1335 nucleotides long. The record is from the annotation of a GenBank genome assembly. NCBI's taxonomy places the organism in Eukaryota, Metazoa, Arthropoda, Ostracoda, Podocopida, Cyprididae.